Molecule: messenger RNA, 2130 nt
Organism: Metarhizium brunneum ARSEF 3297
Lineage: Eukaryota; Fungi; Ascomycota; Sordariomycetes; Hypocreales; Clavicipitaceae
Gene: SAC1
Product: Phosphatidylinositol-3-phosphatase SAC1
Biological process (GO): phosphatidylinositol dephosphorylation
Cellular component (GO): endoplasmic reticulum
Molecular function (GO): phosphatidylinositol-4-phosphate phosphatase activity
Source: RefSeq, a predicted model, not a curated record
AUGCCGGCCCUCGCAACGUCCAAGUUCCCCUUCCGGGACAUCAACCUCAGGGUUACCAACGAUGCCUAUACAUUCACCUCGCCGUCGUCUCCCGAUGCCCCAGCACUGGUAAUUGAUCGUCCUACCGGUGAUAUCCGCCUGAGCGACUCCAAUCCACAAACUACCAAGCGGGCAACUCGGGUGUCAAGCAUCGCUGGCAUACUGGGCAUUAUCCAGCUGAGACUCGACAAAUAUGUCAUAGUUAUCAACAAGGCCCAACCCGUGGGCCGCCUCAAGGGCCACAUGGUGUACAAGGUUAUUGCCGCCGAGAUCCUUCCCAUGCGUGAACGCCAGAUCCACGAUCCCGACGAGGAUACCUUCAUUGGCCUCCUCAACCGCUUCCUCCAACGAGGGCCAAUGUACUUUUCGUACUCAAUCGACUUGACAAAUUCUUUCCAGCGCCAGUCGCAAGCCGAUACCUCCAAUCCCCUGUGGAUGCGAACUGACGAUCGCUUCUUCUUCAACAAGCAUCUCCAGUCAGACUUGAUAGAAUUUCGUACCCGAGGCUCCAGAAGCCAACCAGGAAAACAGGCAGCUGUUGACCCAUACAUCCUCCCCUGCAUCUUUGGCAUGCUAGAAAUCAAGCCCACCAAAUUUAAGAACACUCCCCUUACAAUCAUCAUUAUUUCUCGUCGGUCAAGAUAUCGUGGCGGAACCAGAUAUUUCACCAGAGGCCUAGACGAAGAUGGCCAUGCUGCCAACUACAACGAGACAGAGCAAGUCGUUAUCCUCAACGACAGUAGUUCGGGCCUAGGAGGCUACGCCGGCAGCAGCGAUAUGCAGAGCGGCAAGCUUGGUAGCGGUCCUGGCCAGGAGAUGCAAAUCAUGUCCUAUGUUCAGACUCGUGGCAGUGUUCCUACGUACUGGUCCGAGAUCAAUACUCUCAAGUACACACCAAAGAUCCAAGUUCGCAGCACAGACGCUGCACUCGCCGCUUCGCAGAAGCACUUUGACGAGCAGAUUCGCAUCUAUGGUGACAAUUACCUCAUCAAUCUGGUCAACUCCAAGGGCAGAGAAUGCAAAGUCAAGGAGUCAUAUGAGCAAAUGUACCGCUCGCUUGCCUCGGCGCCCAAGGAGCAUCGUGAAGCCGACACGCUCACCGAUGAGAAGUUCCACACCAUCCAACCCGGAUCAAGAAACCAGGAGUUUGACCGCCUGCACUAUGUCUAUUUUGACUAUCACACCGAGACAAAGGGUAUGAAGAUGCACAAGGCAUACGCCAUUACAGAAAGGCUGCGCGAGGAGCUGAUAGCCCAGGGCUACUUCCGGGGCGUCGACAUGCCCGCCAACGUAGAUGGCAAGAUUGACGCCCGCAGCCUCCAGACCAGUGUCAUGCGCACCAACUGCAUGGAUUGCUUGGACCGGACCAACGUUGUGCAGAGUAUCUUUGGCCGUUACACCCUGAACCGCAUCUUCGAGGAUCUCGGUCUAAUGUCCCGCGGCGCCCAGUUCCGCGACGAAGACCCAGCUUUUGAGUUCCUCUUCCGCAACAUCUGGGCUGACAAUGCCGACAUUGUUUCCACAGCGUAUUCCGGCACCGGCGCCAUGAAAACAGACGUCACUCGCACAGGAAAGCGAACUAAACUCGGCGCCCUCCAGGACGGCCGCAUCGGCCUCACCAGAUACUUCCUCAACAACUUCCGCGAUGGACCUCGUCAAGACUCGUUCGAUCUUUUCCUCGGCGCUUACGACCCCAGCGCCACCAACGUCGGCACCAACCUCAUCUUUGUCGACAGGCGGCCUACCCUCAUCCAGUCGAUCCCCUACGUUCUGGCCUUUAGCAUCUUCAUUGUCCUAGUCGGCAUAUUCACAAAACCAGCCCCGGACGCCAAAGUUCUCCCCAUGCGGCUCUUCAUUUUAUUCUGGAGUGCUGUCGCAGCGUGGUGCUUCCACUUUGUCUGGACCCAUGGCAUGCUCUACGUCAACUGGCCGCGUCUGAAUCCUCGUCCCUUUGCUGUGGACGGCUAUACCGAGCACUACGGCAAAGCACGCAAGGACGCUGUUAUCGGCACAUUUGUCGCCCGCCACGAGAGGGGUCUUAGCACGGCGAGAUAUCUUAAUGCGGAGGAGGGUAAGAAGAGGAUUGAAUAG